CCAAGGUAGAUAACUCAUGAGUUGCACACCGGAAAGUUAGAUAACUCCUAACUGCACACUGCACUAAAUAUGUGGAUAUCAAUGUUUAUUAUAACUAUGUGUUAGCCUUCAUUAAAAUAUAUAUAUAAUUACAGUCAGACGGAACUAAGAGAUGGAUGACGUAUCUAGUGUUGGAAAACUGCACACUUCAUUCAAUUCAGAGGUAGGAAAAGUCCACCAAAAACAUGGCCUCACUCUACUUACGACAACAGUGUUCGCGGUGGGAGAGAUGGCGGGGUCCGGAGUUCUAGCCCUCCCCGGGGCUCUAGCAGGGACAGGCUACAUCGGCAUCCUGCUGAACGUGCUGUGUGCCCUUGUGUCGGCCUAUACCGGCAUGCUGCUGGGUAAGUGCUGGCUGAUGGUGAUGAACAGGUACGAGGAAUAUCAGGAGGAGACACGGUACCCGUACCCGGCUAUAGGACAGGUGACUUUUGGGAAACCUGGCAGGCUGAUCGUGUCAUGCGCCAUCAACUUCACCAUGUUCGGGGCGGCCGUCGUGUUCCUGCUGUUGGCCUCAGAAAACCUCCAGUCACUGGUCAAGGAUGUCGGCAAGGACAUCUCCUUCUGCUACUGGCUGUUUAUAGUGGCCGGGGUCCUGCUGCCCAUUAGUUGGCUGGGCACGCCCAAAGAUUUCUGGCCUAUAGCCAUUGGUGCCACAGGUGCUACCACCAUCGCCUGUUUUGUCGUGGUCACCAACAUCGUACAAGACAAGGAGUGGAUCCCCCCUGCCUUCUACCCCCCAGUGGAGUUCAAGUCCUUCGCCUUUGCUUUGGGCACCAUUUGUUUCGCUUACGGUGGUCACCCAGCCUUCCCAACAUUCCAAGCAGACAUGAAGAAUCCAGAGAAAUUCGGCUUGGCUAUUUUUAUCUCAUAUAUGAUCGUGCUAGCCAUGUACCUCCCCGUGGCCGUGACCGGCUACAUGGUGUACGGCAUCAACACCAACGACAACAUCCUGCAGUCCGUGUCGCCGGGUCCCAUGCAGUACACGGUAGAGGUGCUCAUCACGCUGCACAUCUUCUGCAGCUUCAUCAUCGUCAUCAACCCCGUCUGUCAGGAGCUGGAGGACCUCUUGAGGAUCCCCAAAAAUUUCGGCCCUAAGAGAGUGCUGUUCAGGACAGUCAUGAUGGGUGUUGUCCUGUUUGUGGCCGAGUCGGUCCCGCACUUCGGGGCUAUCUUGUCUCUGAUUGGUGGAUCCACACUGACGCUUCUUGCCUACAUCUUGCCGCCAAUAUUUUACCUCAAGCUCUGCUCCAUGACGGGGAACUGGGAGAAGGUUGAACCACCACUCCAUCAGAAAGUGGCCUGUAUCGAGAUUGUAAUAAUCGGAACAGUCGUGGGUGUCGCCGCCACAUACUCAGCUAUAGUAUCGCUCACCACGAGUAAAUUCUCGACUCCUUGUUACAUCAAUAUCAAUGCCGCCCAGUAGUAACCGCAUGAACUUUUGUUUACCGAGCCAUUAUGUGAAAGUGUAAAAAAUGUUGCCAUUUGUGAAAGAAUGAUUUAGAAUAAUGUUGUAAAUUGCUGUAAAAUAAUUGCUGUUAUUUAUUAAGUUGAAAUUAUUUGUGAUUAAAAUUUGACAUAUAAAUUGA
Molecule: messenger RNA, 1628 nt
Organism: Physella acuta
Lineage: Eukaryota; Metazoa; Mollusca; Gastropoda; Physidae
Biological process (GO): amino acid transmembrane transport
Cellular component (GO): vacuolar membrane
Molecular function (GO): L-amino acid transmembrane transporter activity
Source: RefSeq, a predicted model, not a curated record